Messenger RNA from Pantherophis guttatus, 4996 nucleotides. Lineage: Eukaryota; Metazoa; Chordata; Lepidosauria; Squamata; Colubridae. The record is from RefSeq and is a predicted model, not a curated record.
AUGCCUGAGAGAAUCCCGACUGGAGAAAAGCCGUUCAAUACUCUAAACGUAGCAAAACCUCUGAUCAGAACACCUCCAUUGUGGUUCUUGGAAGGACCCUCACAGAAGAGAAGCCCUACAAGUGUUCCCAAUGCAGUAAAUGCUUUAGGAAGCAUGGCAACGUGGACACACACAAAGGAGAAACUGUUUGAAUGUCCUGAUUGUGAGACAUGUUUCUGCGAUAAUUCCAACCUGGUGAUACACCAGAGGAUUCACACAAGAAAGAAGCCCUUUAAAUGUCCUAACUCUGGGGAUAGUUUAUGUCAAAAUUCUUACCUCGUUUCACACCAGAGCACUCAUAAGGGAGAGAAAUCGUUGGAAUGUCCUGGUUCUGAGAAAAGUUUCAGUAAGAAUUCUAGCCUGGUGACACACGAGAGGACUCACACAGGAGUGAAAGCCUUUGAGUGUCCCGAGUGUAGGAAAAGUUUCAGUAACAAUUCCAGCCUGGUUCAACAUCAGAGGAUUCACACAGGAGAGAAACCAUUUGAAUGUCCUGUUUGUGGGAAAAGUUUCAGUCAGAAUUCUCACCUCAUGAAACACCAGAGGAUUCACACAGGAGAGAAACCCUUUGAAUGUCCUGACUGUGGGAAAAGUUUCAGUCAGAAUUGCAACCUGGUUCAACACCAGAGGAUUCACAGAGGCGAAAAAUCCUUUGAAUGUCCCGAUUGUGGUAAAAGUUUCAGUACUAAUUUCAGCCUCAUGACACACCAGAGAAUUCACACAGGAGAAAAACCCUUUAAAUGUCCUGAUUGUAGGAAAAGUUUCCGUCAGCAUUCCAACCUCAUCGGCCACCAGAGGACUCACACAGGAGAGAAACUCUUUGAGUGUCCUGAUUGUGGUAAAAGUUUCAGUCAGAAUUCCAGCCUGGUGAAACACCAAAGGAUUCACACUGGAGAAAAACCCUUUGAAUGUCCUGUCUGUGGGAAAAGUUUCAGUCAGAAUUUCAACCUGAUUCAACACCAGAGGAUUCACACAGGAGAGAAACCAUUUGAAUGUUCUGAUUGUGGUAAAAGUUUCAGUACGAAUUCCACCCUGGUGAAACACCAGAGGACUCACAUAGGAGAAAAACCCUUUGAAUGUUCCGAUUGUGAUAAAAGUUUCACUACCAAUUUCAGCCUCAUGACACACCAGAGGAUUCACACAGGAGAAAAACCCUUUAAAUGUCCUGAUUGUGGUAAAAGUUUCAGUACGAAUUCCACCCUGGUGAAACACCAGAGGAUUCACAUAGGAGAAAAACCCUUUGAAUGCCCCGAUUGUGGUAAAAGUUUAAGUACAUAUUUCAGCCUCAUGACACACCAGAGGAUUCACACAGGAGAAAAACCCUUUAAAUGUCUGGACUGUGGGAAAAGUUUCCGUCAGAAUUCCAACCUCAUCGACCACCAGAGGACUCACACAGGAGAAAAACCCUUUGAAUGUCCUGACUGUGGGAAAAGUUUCAGUAAGAAUUUCAACCUGGUUCAACACCAGAGGAUUCACACAGGAGAGAAACCGUUUGAAUGUUCUGAUUGUGGUAAAGGUUUCAGUACAAAUUCCACCCUGGUGAAACACCAGAGGACUCACACAGGAGAAAAACCCUUUGAAUGUCCCGAUUGUGGUAAAAGUUUCAGUACCAAUUUCAGCCUCGUGACACACCAGAGAAUUCACACAGGAGAAAAACCCUUUAAAUGUCCUGACUGUGGGAAAAGUUUCCGUCAGAAUUCCAGCCUAGUUCAACACCAGAGGACACACACAGGAGGGAAACUAUAUGAGUGUCCAGACUGUGGGAAUGAUCCCAGUACUAACGUUAACCUUAUAAAUCAUGUACUUAUACACAAAGGAAACUUUCCACCCUUAUCGCACACAGAAAAAUCUCCUGAGGCCCCAAGCGAUUAAUGUAGAGAAGAGUUGAAUUUCAUUUCUAGUGUCCCAUUGUAAGUGCAGCUGAUAAGUCCAACUGAUAAAUUGACUAUUUAAAUUGAUUAAAUUAACUUGAAUUCGCCUGAUUUUUUGUAGGCAAAUAUGUAAUGGUAUUAGAUGCGGCAGAGGAAAGAAAAAGUUGGAAGAUAUUACUUUGAUAAUGGCUAUCUUGCUUUCAGCUUAAGUUGCUGGAUAUUUAUUUUUGUAGAAAUUUGGCUAUUAUGUAAAAAUCUUUUUGGGAGUGUUCUUUGCAUUUUGUGAUGGUGGAUGAUAGAAAUGCUAUGUGCCAGGAGUCCCAGCCUUUUUCUCCCUGGGGCCCCCCAAGAUUUUCAGCCUUAGAAUUCUCCAGCCAGCAUCUCUUGGGGAUUGGAGCCCUGAAACUAUAGAUUGUGGCUCCACAUAUAAGGAGAAAGCAAGAGGAGAAAAGACACAGAGGAGGUUCAAAAUUUAUCUUAUGCCAUUGCUGUCUUCUGUGAUUUUUUUUUUUUACCUAGCAAACAAACACAGGGUUUCCUAGUGGUGCACCAUCCAUUUAUUAUCCUGGAAGAAGUGGGCUUAACCUAGGAUUUUUUUUAAUAAUAGCUAUUUGCACCAUUUGGGAUGUUCAGUUUUAUAGACAGUCCUCGAUUACCGCUUAUUACUCAGCCUUCAAAAUUACACUGGUGUUGAAAAAUAGUUCCUCAAAGUUGUGCCCAUCACAGUUAUUUGGGGGUGGGACUGGCUUGCAAUUACGAUACUUUCGGUGUCCCACAGUCAUGGAAUUGCCAUUUGGAACCUUCACAAUUGGCUUCCAAUAAACAAAAUUGACAGGAAGUUGCAAGUCACACUCAUGGUACAUUGCACUGAAGAGAACACGGUGAUUCGCUUGACUGUUUUUCACAUGACCAUUGCAGCAUCCCCAUAGUCACAUGUUCAAAAUUCAGAUGCUUAGCAAAACACCCAUAAUUAUGAUGGUUGCAGUGUCCCAGACUCAAGUGAUCCUCUUUUUGCACCUUCUGACCAACAAAGUCAACAGGGAAGCCAGAUUCGCUUAACAACCAUGUGACCAAUUUAACAACUGCAGUGAUUCAUUUAGCAACUGUGGCAAAAAAAGUUGUAAAAUGGGGCAAAACUCACUUAACAGAUGUCUCCCUUAGCAACAGUGAAAUUCUGGGCUCAAUUGCAGUUGUAAGUCAAGGACUACCUGUAUUUACAUAAAGUAUCAGAGUUGGAAGCGACCUUAGAGGUGGUCUAGUCCAACCCACCGAUCAAGACAGGAGACCCUAUUCCAUUUCAGACAAGAGACUGUCCAGUCUCUUCUUAAAAGCCUCCAACCGGAACCCUGUCCUUUAAUGCCGCUGAAGCUCUUGGGAUCAUUUCAUCAAUUAACAUCCUCCCCUUGCUUUAAAGUUAGAUCAAAAAGUGUGAGUGUAUUGUAUGGAGUAAUCACAACAGACACACCCCUCCACCCAAAGAAUGAAAUAUUUUGGGUAAUAUUAAAAAGAGGCAGAAUAUUAUAUUUCCCCAACGGAGAAAUGGAGGGAAAAAAAUACUAGCAAAGGCAGAAAGCAGUCACAACAGUUUCCAGCAGAUACCUGAAAUUUUUAGAGAUGGAUAUUUUGUGUCCAUUAAGAAAUCUAGGACAGCCUAUUCACAAACAAAACACCUAGAAUGCCAAUUGAUGGGAUUAAUCACGAAUUAAAAUUUGCAUUUCCCCAUCCAAAAUCUAAGGACAGGACCUGACCUUUUAGUACACAGGUCCUCAAAGUACGGCCCCUGGGAUGGAUAUGGCCUGCAGAAGCAAUGUAUCGGGCCUGCGCAGUAGUGGGAUUCCGCCCUGCCCCUAGCCCCAUCCCUACCAGCCAUUAUUUGCGUGGCUGGCUGUGCCACCCGCAUCGCCCCUUCUCUAUCAGUCACCCUUAUCUUCCAAUGCACGGGUGUAUGCUUAGCACAAAGGUAAGGGGGAGGGUGGGCAGUGGAGGGCGUGUUUCACAAUGGGUUCUCCUCUUCCUGGAGCCCAUUAUGACGUGGAGCCACAAUGUGACCCUGCCCCACUCUCCCCUGACAACAGCAGUGUCGGCUCAUUUUCGCCUCCCAGAUGUCAGUCUUCCUGCAGAUACUGCAGGCUGCCUGUUUUGUGAUGCCCUGCCUCCCCGCCAGCCAGGUGAUCUUUGGGUCUCUGCCGACCGGCUGAUCAUCAGCAUUCGGCUCAUCAACCUCUGGAUGUCAGAUUCCCACCAUCUAGCACCAGUUCAGGGGUUCCUUCCCCCACCCCCGGACAGAGAGAGAGAGAGAGAGAAAGAGGGAGGAAGGGAAGGAAGGAUGAUAGGAAGAAAGACAGAAUUGGGGGUUGUGGUAAAAACUGUAGUUCAGUAAUUUAAUUUAAUUUUUAAUUUAAUUUCCAAUUUAUAUACCGCCCUUCUCCCUGAGGACUCAGGGCGGUGUACAGCCAAGAUAAAAAACAUAGAAUACAAAUAUUAAAACAUUUAAAAAUAUAUAUAAAUUUUGGCCCGAAAGUUAAGAAUCACAGACUAAUUAAAAGAAUUUAAAAAUUUUAAAAAUUUCUUCUUAAGCCAGUAAUAAGGAUGUGAUGGCCCUCCAGUAGCUACUGCAUUACACUCCCAUCAUUCCUGACUAUUAGUUGUGCUUAGAUGGCCAGGCCUCCCUCUCCAGGACCCUCCUCUCUGGCAAUGCCUCAGGUGUCUCCCGAAGGAGAAGAGAUUGGCCAGAAGCCAGGUGUUUCCGAGCCAUCGGAUAGUGAUGAAGAAACAUUGUGGUUGGACCCACGCCAGCGUCGGAGAGACAAGCGUGCGCAGCAGAAAAGGAGGCGUGCCAGAGAUUAAGCUGAGUCACUGGACCACACCCCACAGGCUAUAAAAGGGAGUGUGGUGGCCAUUUGGACUCUGUGACGGACAAAGCUAAUCUCUGCCGAGUCACUUUGCACCUUUGGACACAACGCCUAUUUGCUGUGGAUUUAAUCAUAAACUGGACUAUUCAAACUGUGUGUAUUUUUGUCUGUGUUAUCGGAGUAAAAGUUCUUGGCAGGCAGCCACGGAGUUUCUGCCAAGUUCCUUAUCACUGA